Messenger RNA from Fusarium coffeatum, 891 nucleotides. RefSeq lists its product as uncharacterized. Bases 1 to 891 code for a protein of 296 amino acids. NCBI's taxonomy places the organism in Eukaryota, Fungi, Ascomycota, Sordariomycetes, Hypocreales, Nectriaceae. The transcript has a single exon. The record is from RefSeq and is a predicted model, not a curated record.
AUGGAACAUUCGGGCUUGAAUGACAGACCCGCAGAGGGUAACCGCCGAAGUGUACUCGACAGACCAACCGAAUUGGAUGAUCUCGAUCAACUUUGGCCCUUGUUGGACGACCCCCUCCCCCUCAGCGAUGCGAUCACCCUCAACGAUGGGGUCGUCUCAAAAGUCAACACUCCAUACCUCAUAGGCUACCGGCCAGAAAAGUCCAACAGCCGUGGCAUUCUCAUCAUCGGAGGCGGAGGCUACGUUGAGUACAUGCUCAUGAAGGAAGGCAUCACUGUCGCAAAAUGGCUCAACACUCUUGGCUUCUAUGCAUUCGUUCUUGUGCACCGCUUUCCGAAUAGCGAGACUGGUCCUCAAGCUCCAUUGGACGAUGGGAGGAGGGCGCUCAAGAUCAUGGAGCAAAGUGGUCUCGCGCAGCAGGGUAUCAGCAUCUGUGGUCUUUCGUCAGGCGGACACCUCGGUGCUGCGCUUUUAGCAGAGUAUCCUGAUGUCUGGACAUCGCCCGAUCCUGAGAUGCCGCAGAUUGAGUUCGCUAUCCUUGGCUAUGGCCCAAUCUCUACGAAUGCAGUCGGCCGUCAGAUCAUCGAGAACAAACCACCACUGCCACCGAAAGAGAAGCAGGAAUUCUACAAUGUUGUGCAGCCUGAUGUGCAGCUUCGCUCUCCUGCGCCGCCCGCGUUCAUCGUCUACUCAAACAAUGAUCCCGUUGUUCCAGUUGUCAACGCCUAUCGACUAGCUGAAGGAUUUACGAAGUGUGGCGCUUCGGUUGAGUUACAUGUUUUUGCGGAUGCGCCUCAUGGAUUUGCGUUGAGUAGUGAUAAGGAUUUGCCAGUGUCUAAGUGGCCUUCUAUGUGUGAGGCAUGGUUAAGACAGCAUAAAUGGAUUCAAUAG